GGAGGGGAGGGCAGGGAAGGGGCCGGGCCGGCCCGAUCCGAUCCGCCCUCCCUGCCACCGCCGGCGGCGCCGAGCAGGACCAGACCCGUCGGUCGGGCUUUGAGUGGCUGGAAAUUCCCGUCCUCGGCGGCUCCUCCCCCGCAGAAAUCCCCUCGCCGGGGUGUAUAUGCCCAGCGCCGCCGCCGCCGCCGCUCACUCGCAGCCCCGCCGCCAUGAUCAGCGCCCGCCGCCUCGCCGAGCCGGGAAUGGAGGGCUACGAGCCCCUGAGGAAAGAGCGUCAGGGCGGGUUCCCGCUCGACGAUCGCCACGACAGCGGCCUGGACUCCAUGAAGGAGGAGGAGUACCGGCAGCUGGUAAAGGAGCUGGAGGACAUACGCCUGCAGCCCCGCGAACCGCCCGCCUGGGCUCAGCAGCUGACGGAGGACGGGGACACUUUUCUCCACUUGGCGAUUAUUCACGAGGAAAAAGCCCUGAGCCUGGAGGUGAUCCGGCAGACGGCCGGCGACCGGGCUUUCCUGAACUUUCAGAACAACCUCAGCCAGACUCCUCUUCACCUGGCAGUGAUCACCGAUCAGCCUGAAAUUGCUGAGCAUCUUCUGAAGGCCGGGUGCGACCUGGAAAUCAGGGACUUCCGAGGAAAUACCCCCCUGCACAUCGCUUGCCAUCAGGGCUCCCUCAGGAGCGUCAGUGUCCUCACGCAGUACUGCCAGCCACACCACCUCCUCGCUGUCCUGCAGGCCACCAACUACAACGGACAUACAUGUCUCCAUUUGGCAUCUAUUCAAGGAUACCUGGCUAUUGUUGAAUACUUGUUGUCCUUGGGAGCAGAUGUAAAUGCUCAGGAGCCAUGCAAUGGCAGAACGGCACUACAUUUGGCUGUCGACCUGCAGAAUUCAGACCUGGUGUCACUUCUAGUGAAGCAUGGGGCAGACGUGAACAAAGUGACCUACCAGGGCUAUUCCCCCUAUCAGCUCACGUGGGGAAGAGACAAUUCCAGCAUACAAGAACAGCUGAAGCAGCUGACCACGGCCGACCUGCAGAUGUUGCCAGAAAGUGAGGAUGAGGAGAGCAGUGAAUCGGAGGCUGAAUUCACAGAGGAUGAACUUAUAUAUGAUGACUGCCUUAUUGGAGGACGACAGCUGGCAUUCUGAAGCAGAACUUUCUGUGAAAAGAAGGGACUGUGUACAUAUGUAUAGGAAAAGGACUGACUUUCUUCAUUUAAAGAGAAAGUCGCAAUGCGGAGGGAAAAAAACAGCAGGGAAAUACUACACUGCCCAGCAAGGAGCAUGUAAUUGUAACAGGACAGUUCCAGGUUCCGGCCAGUGUUUAAAUACAGGAGUGGGAUGUGUAACAUCAGUAGAGAUCUGUGAUUAUUCACACCGCCUGAUAAAGAACCACAUAGCCAAUCUUCUCAACCCUACGGAGGGAACAGACUGCACAUCCGACCUGCUAGUUGCUGAGAGCGAUCUUGUGGAGUUAAGUACCACGAGGAACAAGUGUCCUUUCACAGCAAGGCAGGCACAUACCAACACCCCAUCUUCUCGGAGACUGUGUGUUAAUUUGUGCCAGGCUGGUGGUGCUCCCUGGCCUUACCGACCGACCUCGGCUGCUCACGGUGGGGUGUCCCAGGCAGAGGAGACAAACCAAGGGACUGGUGACCUCCUGGCUGUUAGGAGAAAGUAGCAAUAAUGUUAACUGUGGGCAUUGGAAACAGUGUGUUUCACACCAUGUGUGUCAUAAUUGCUACACUUUUUAGCAAUUGUAUAUUGUGUAAAUAAUGUACAUUUUUUUGUUUAUAAUUAUUUUGGUACAUGUGAGAUGUGUAUUUAUUAAAAAAAGUCAGAUUACUGUA
Molecule: messenger RNA, 1852 nt
Organism: Tyto alba (common barn owl)
Lineage: Eukaryota; Metazoa; Chordata; Aves; Strigiformes; Tytonidae
Gene: NFKBIA
Product: NFKB inhibitor alpha
Exons: 6
Coding region: 213-1151 (312 amino acids)
Molecular function (GO): protein binding
Source: RefSeq, a predicted model, not a curated record